AUGCCUCCAAUAAAGACGAAAGAAACUCAGUCUAGAGAAAAUUUUCUAGCUGGCCCUCUCGAUUCGACUUACCAUCCAAAACCCAAAACCCAUCGCAUCGUUAAACUUGAAACUCAGGAGGCCACGAUCCCGAGUCUAAACUCUUCUGUCUCAUACCCCGCUCCAGUCGUCAAUAAGCCCUCUAUUUCCAAGCCCAAAAGCAAGGCAUAUUACGCCAUCAAACCUCAGAAAGACAAAUCUCCAUCUCCGAAAGCCCCUGAUCCAUGUAUAACUCUGGCCGCCCGAAGAGAGCUUUUAGUCAUCUGGAAAUCUGAUCCCCGCGUUCCAACAAUUGCUUCGCGACAUGCAUGGGCCGUCUCGCGGAAUGUAAGUCCCUUGCGCGUCAACCAGUGGUUCGGCGCUCGCAAAUCAAGAGCGAAGAAGUUGGGACAGCCGAUAUCAAACGACUCGUACGAGCUUUCGUUGGAGCCACGAGCUGUUUCAGUGAAGAGAGAGCUCUUAUCUCCAUCACCUACCUGUUCUGACAAAACCGAUAUCAACUUGCGAUCUGACGACACACUCGUUUCAUCUGAUGCCUACGGUUCUGACGCAUCUUACAUGUCUUCGAGAUCUUCCGUGGCUGCUUCGUCUAUGACUCCGGAACUUGCGCAAGGAAAUCGGUAUCUGCUCCAUGAAGCCCAAAAUUCUUCGUCAGUAUCACGCACCCUCACUCCGAAGACAAAUGACGCACAGGACGCAAGUUACAGAAAAGAUCUCUUUAGCCUAGCGCCAAGCUUUAGCAUUUACGACGACAGCAGCACUGAUAACAUACCCGAUUUGUUACGUAAACUCUGUAACCAGGGAGAUUCAGACAUAUCCGACUUUACUUGCACUCUUUGCAGACCCAUGGAAGAUUAUCCGGAAAUAGCUCUAGAUAAACUUGUUCGGAAGUCGGUCUUCCCGUUGGAUACCUCACUCACUAUGCUUCCCGCUUACGCCCGCCUUGAUCCCGACCCCGAUACCCCGAUGGAGCUCUCUGCUAUUCCCUACCUGUUCUGCACACCUGGCCUGGCCUUCACACCUACGCAUUCCGGUUACUUGACUUCCUGGAUGAAGGAGGAACGGACUUCCUGUCAAUUACUUUGA
Molecule: messenger RNA, 1125 nt
Organism: Suillus subalutaceus
Lineage: Eukaryota; Fungi; Basidiomycota; Agaricomycetes; Boletales; Suillaceae
Exons: 3
Coding region: 1-1125 (374 amino acids)
Source: RefSeq, a predicted model, not a curated record